GAGUCAUCGAUUGAGUCAACGUACUCACUUCUUGUGUAAGGUGUGAGUGACAUGGCAUCUAAACUUUUUGAUGUGCUUGUAGCAAGAUGCAACAGCAUUUGGUUCGUAUUCAGUACCUCGAGCACGAAUAAUAAACAAUUGCGUCAAGAAUUCGUAUAGAGUAAACUAAGCGAAAACUUUUACCAAACUGUGACUAAAGUCGUCAGCAGCACGAACGCUUAUCUUUUAUUCAAGUGUACUCGAUACUAUAUUGUAACUAAAUGUAAACAAAGCUUAGAACUCAAUAUUAAAACGAACGAAUGAAAAUGAAUGAUACGUUUAUAAAUUGCUAUCAUUGUAUUUGUAGAGUCUUUUAUUGUGCGUAAAAAUAAGAAAACGUGAUGAAACUUAUUAAUAAUAGUGUGUUAAUUAAUGUAAAACAGUUAUUUGACAAAACACUAUUUAUAUAAUUAUAUAUGGAGAAACUUUUUUUAUAUUUAUAAAACUAUGUUUCACCUUUUAUGAAUUGUGAUUUCCGAACGCGGAUUUCUUAAGAUAAACACUUGACUUCGCUCCGCUUCGUGUUGUUUUAGUAGUUUUGUGUUUUGAAUUUGUUUUGGUUAAUUCCUGCUAAAUGUUAUAAUGAUGUCGUCAAGAACUAGCCACACACUCUUUACAAUAAUGGUAGAGUUAAUGGAAAAGUAAGUAACUAUAUUGAAACAACAGUUUUGAUUGUAUUUUAGUCUAUCUGUUUAUUGUAUAUUGAUAGUGAUUUAUUCUGUUAAAUAAUUAAUAUUGUUUGUUUCCAAAGAACGGUGAUUUAUCGAAACCACAGAAUGACGACAGUGAUGUAUUAUAAAGUGCAAGGAGCUAUGUGAUUUCAUAACAGCCAAGGAAUCGCAAAGAAGAAAAGUGGCGAAAAGUAGAAUAAUCUGCCGGAAUUAAUAAAACAGUAUUCUAUACUCGCAAAGCCAAAAACAGAAAAUUUAAUAAUUGUACCAUCUGAAAUUCCCGCUGUAGAUGAUGAGGACUGGAACACUCCUGGCGGCAGCAAGGAUUCAGUACUUAUAGCUCCAUCCAAUCCCAGAUUCCUAACCAUAACCAGAUCCCAAACACCUCCAAAAUCUACCACACCGCCGAUAUCUCUAAUUGUCCUACACAGACAACAGAAUAUUUUUUUGAGUAAGGAGAAUAUAAGGAAUGAUAAUAAGGAAAGUUAGGGAUUUGUAUAAUUAGAACGAGAGAGGAUACUACAGAGAACUUUGUCAACAUGAUACUGAGCUGAAGUGCAAGUUCAGUGUAAUAAUGUAUAAAUAAUAAUAAUUGUGCAUGUUUUUAAUAAAAUGUCUCAUUGAAAUUUUGUACUUGUACUUUUUUAUUUGAACUUAAUAUUAAUAUCGGAAAAAAUAGACUACACUUAAAAUCUAAAGUCGUAAUAACAAAAACAAAUCAAAACAUUAUUCAAACUGUGUAGAUAUGCCUACAACACAAUAGAGAAUCAAUUUAAUUACAAAAAUUGGAUUCAAUAGAAAUAGAAAUGGAUUUUUUCUUGUCCAGUAUACAUUAUAAAUAGUACUUAUUUAAGAUCAUUCUUAUGUUUAAUCUACCACUGGUUCGGAAAAUACCUGUGUCCAGGAAAAAAUAAUUGUUUACAGUCAUAUAUUAUGUUACACAAUUAACUAUAAGUGGUAUUAGAAAUAACUACCUCAUUCCCAGGGGUUAUUUGCCAUUCAUAAAUUCCUUAAUACAUAUUAACAUAAUCCUUUUUAUUUAUAUUUGUUUAAUAUUUUUUGAUCUUGGCAGUGGUCGAAAUUUUUGAAAUAUUUAAUUUAAAUUAUGAAUAAAGUAAUAAAUAAAUCAUUGUUAGAUUAUUAUUAAUAUAAAAAAUAAUCUGGGCAUAAACACAAAUUACAUACAGAAGAAUUACACUGCACUAAGUCUAUCCCUACAACAAUUCCUCUCAUAGCACGACCUCUUACUAACCCUGACUACUGUUACUUCUUAUAAUGCAUAAAUCAGGUUGCUCAUGUGAUCAUUUAAAUUAUUACCGUACACAUCUGCUUCUGGGUCUGAUACUCCAAAUAGCAUAGCUAUAUUAUGUAGGACACAAUGAACUAUAACUAUAAUAAUUUUGGCGUAUUUUUCGGGUUUGUAAUGCAGUAUGCGAUCCCUGUUUACUCCACCUAUUUUUCAUUCAUUAACAAAGCUAAAAAUAAAAUAUUGUAAGUAAGUACUUUUAUGACGUCUCUCUCAGCCCUUGAAGUGGGGAACCUGAUAAAGUUAUUGGUUAUUAUUUAUUGGCUGUUAAGUGCCUCCGUAACUUGAGACACAUUUGCUAACACUUGUUUGGCCCAAAUUCUUUCUCGUACCGACUAAACGUUGUUAAGAGCCUGUUGAGUAAAAUAAUAACGCACAAAGAACCUAAAACAUAAAUGAAAAAAAUAUGAGGUUAGGUGCAUAAUAACUACAGCAGGUAAAUUAAUUCUGAGCAUUACAAGCAUUGUUAUAUGAACUUAAGUUGUAUUCGAUUGAGGUGGAUAACAUAAAAAAAUGUUAUGAGACUGAAGUAGAGUGCCUUAAAUCAGAAAUAUUGUCACUUAUGAACUCCCUUCAAACUGUGUCCAAUAAAUAUAAAUCAGCCCAAAAUGAAAUAAAAGAACACAUAUUGGCUAUGGAUAAUCUGGUAAAGACUUGUAAAUAUAAUGAGGAGCGGUUUGACUCCUUAGUUAAAUAUCAAUGUGAGUGUCAGCGCUCAAUGCCAGAUUCUUCAAAGUCAGUGUGUGCUGAUAAUAUUAUACCACCACAAAAACUCUAUGACAGUGCCAUAGCAGAGGAUAUUAAAAUAAUAAAUAACUCAAAUAUUACUAAAAAUAAUAUAAUUGUUUAUAGCGAUGACAUGGGAAAAAAUCUAGGCAUAACUUUAAAUAACUCUUUAAAGGGACAAAAAGUUACAAAUUGCUGCAUGCCUGGAGCAUCUUUUAGUGACAUCCUAAAUAAAAUUAUUGUUACUAAAUUUUGCCCAAAUAGUACAAUAAUAAUUUUUGUUGGUAGAAGAGGCAGUGUCAACAACAAACAGUUAUUAAGAUAUAUUGAACAACUUAAUAACUUAAAUGUACACAAAAUUGUCUUGUUCACACUGCCUUAUAUACAGGGAUUGCCACAAGAAAAUAAUUUAAGACAUAAUUUAAAUAUACAAAUGCAUAAUUUAAUAUGUAAUAAUAAUUUAAAUUUGACAUAUAAUUCUAAUGAUAAUAAUCAUAAAUUUCAUGUAAUUGACAUAAAUAAUUUAAUAAAAAAGUUUUGGACAAAAGAUAGGUAUUACCUAUCCAAAUAUAAUUUAAGACUGAUAGCAAAUGUGCUAUCUUAUUAUUUACUUUUUAACUCAGCCAAGUUUUUGGCUACCAAGACUGCUUUUAUUGAGCAUAAUCAUUUGACAUUUAAUUUGGAAUCAGUUCCAACUAAUUUAAAUUAGUGAAUGUGACAAUAGAGGCAAUCUCUAGCAAUAAUAAGAGUUUAAUUAAUUUUGAAUACAGCCCACAAAUAAGUAAUAAAAAUUGUUUACACCUGGUGCAUCAAAAUAUACAAGGCAUGUUGGGCAAAGAAUUGGAAGUUGAAUUGUUUUUAAAUAGUAACAAUAUACACAUCCUUUGUAUUACUGAACAUUGGCUAAAAGAUUAUAAUUUCAUAUUUAAUUUCAGAAAUCACCAGGUGGUCAGUUCCUUCAAUAGAGAAAAAAGUUUACGUGGUGGCUCCUUAAUAUUAGCAGAUAAAUCAUUAUUAUAUAAAGAACGUAAGGAUAUUGUGAGCCUCUCUGUUGAACGAACUGUAGAAAUGGCUUGUGUCGAGCUCGAGCACCUCAUUGUUGUAAGUGUUUACAGACCCCCAUGUGCUACUUAUGACCAUUUUGAAAGGAUUGUGGAAGAAGUUUUACUCAAACUUAGUAAACAGAACAAGUCUGUUGUAAUGUGUGGAGACUUUAAUAUCAAUCUCCUUGAAACUUCUUCCAUUAGUAUUAAGUUUAGCUCAUUGUUUAAAUCGUAUAAUCUUGUAAAUUUAUUCUUAGAACCAACACGUAUUGCUGGGCCUAGUGCGACCUGUAUAGAUAACAUUUUUACAGAUGUUAAGCCCUUGCAUAAAUCACUUAUUCAAAAUUUAAGUUCAGAUCACUGUGGGCAGUUAGUAUCACUACCUUACAUACAC
Molecule: messenger RNA, 4179 nt
Organism: Parnassius mnemosyne (clouded apollo)
Lineage: Eukaryota; Metazoa; Arthropoda; Insecta; Lepidoptera; Papilionidae
Source: the annotation of a GenBank genome assembly